UCACUGUUAGCCACACCUACUAUUUAACCGCCUCCUGCCCGCCAUAUAAGGUAAUGACGGGUGCAAGGCGGUUCUCUCAUUCUGGGAGGACGUCAUAUGAUGUCCUCCCACUCAAACCGCGCUGUAGCCCCAUCAGUGCCACCUGUCAGUGUCCAUCAAUACCACCUGCCAGUGGCCAUCAGUGCCACCUGCCAGUGCCCAUCAGUGCCACAUCAAUGCCACAUAUCAGUGCCCAUCUGAGCUGCCUUUCAGUGCCACCUAUCAGUGCCAGUAAGUGCCACCUAUCAGUGCCAGUCAGUGCCACCUAUCAG
Molecule: messenger RNA, 311 nt
Organism: Staurois parvus
Lineage: Eukaryota; Metazoa; Chordata; Amphibia; Anura; Ranidae
Source: the annotation of a GenBank genome assembly